Messenger RNA from Dentiscutata erythropus, 545 nucleotides. The record is from the annotation of a GenBank genome assembly. NCBI's taxonomy places the organism in Eukaryota, Fungi, Glomeromycota, Glomeromycetes, Diversisporales, Gigasporaceae.
AUGAGCGGGAAUCUUAAUAGUGGUGGUUUUCGCCCUGAAACUGAUAAAAAAAAAAUUAUAAGUAGUGGUUUUCACUUUACAACUGAUGAAGAAAAUGGCAAGAAUAAUAUAGGAGGUUUUGCUCUGCAAUUAAUAAAGAAAAAAGAAAAUUUUUCUUGGGGAAUGGAAAAGAUGAUUCCUGGUACUCCUCAAGAAUAUGCAAAUAUUUACAUAGAUUGUUGGUAUUCGGAGCUGGAAAAAUGCCCUAAAUUAGUUGGAAUUUUAAAUAAUCUUGAUAAUUUAUCAACAGAACAAUUUGCAAAGUUAUCAUUAAUGAUAUUUAUACAAAAAAAUAGCAAUCAAAUUUUGGCUACGACCAUUUUUUCUGAUGCUAAACAGAAUAUAUCAAAAGUUGAAUUUGACAAAGAAUCACUUAUAAAUAAAUCUGAAGUUAAAUCUAAUGAUGUACAUGUGUUAGAAUCUAGCAGUAAAACAAAAAGUUUGGAAAUUCAGGAUAAAAAUCCAAAUGCUACCCUUUUUGAAAUUUCUAUAAAAUGUGGAAUGAA